AUGACUAGUCAAGCUGCUCCAGAGGGGCCGAACGACGAUGACAACGACCUGAUCGAAAAGCUGGACAAGAUCAACUUGUCGGCUGAUGUUGCUGACGACGAUGAACAGGAGGAGAACGAGGACAAGAACGGACAGGAGAUAGUGGAUCUAGUAUCAAACAGUUCUGACUACUCGGACACGUCUGAUGAGCCUUUGCCAAAGAAAACCUCAUUUCCUGCUUGGGUGGUCGACACAGUCCACCUAGAAAAGCUCGAUGCUGAUGAACAUGAAUUGCUACUGCAUCUUCUUGAAAGACAUCGUAUCAAAUUCAACACAUCAUCGCCCUCCUGGUUGCCUAGCAUUCCUCAAACCACACCUAGUGACAACCAAGACAACGAUUCAUUACCUCCCAUACCUGUUGUCGCAUCAGUAGAACUGUGUCGUAUUGCUAACUAUCCCAUCGAACAGUCUACAAUCGAACGAAUAGUAGACUCUCAUGCUUGGUUGAACGAUGAAGCGAUCAACGCUUAUCUAUCGAUACUGCAGACUCGCAACACUGGCAUAGAUAUAGAAGACAUGGUUGUAUCCUAUUAUGAUUCAAUCCCAGGCGGGUCGAAAGCUGCACCCCAUAUCUUGAAGCCCAUAUUACAUUACUUGGUUGAAGAAGCUAAACUCAAGGCUCCUUCGACUGAAAAGUACACUAUCAAAUCCAAUUGGCUUCUUGUUUCAACACUCACCCACAAGCAGCAGGACUACAAUUCAUGUGGAGUUUUCACGUUGGCUUUUGCUAAACGCUUUUGUCUAUCUGAAGACUUCUCAGGAUUCGCACAAGGGAGCGUAAACGAGCUGCGGGAGAAGAUUGCUUUUUCUCUUCUCUCGCCGAUAAUACCCAAGAUGCAUUCGUCUCGACGAAAUGUCCUUUUCUGCAAAAAGUGCAUUCGAUGGACGAGAGACGUCAUACGUCGGUCAUCCACGCUGGCAACAUCGCCAAGCGCAUCCGUUCUGUCUAAACGCAGCAAAAAGAUAUUCGGAAUGUGCGCCAGACUUGUGCUGGUCCAAACAUUUGUCGUGGUGCCAUUGCUGAUAUUUGAAGACUCAUACCUGCUUAGUCCCCAAAGGAGGGCAUAUUCCAGUACUUGCACUAGUAAUAGUAAAAGUUUGAAUGCUAGUACUAGUCAGAGUACUCACCAGCUGAAAGAACUCCAAAUUGAAGAGGAUACUACUCUAGUUAGCAAGGAGUUAGCGGCACCUAGCAGUAGUCGUAGUGAACCAACACAAAGAUAUGAACUAGCUCUAAUGAAACCGAAUCCGGAGAAGUCAUUGACCGACACACAGCGCCAAGUGUUGGCCCAGAGCAUACUCAACGAUUACUUUGCCCAGAAGCACAUCUCUUCGAUCAUAAGCGUAGAUAUGGUUAAACAUGCUUUUAGCUUGAUACGAAGUAAUGGUCUGGAUCAAGCUUUGGAUCACAUAAACAGUGCUGAUGGGUGUCUAGCUGCUUUAGAUAUGGUAAACCACGUACACAAACAGAGAAAGGCUAAAGUCGCCCAACGUUUAUCCAACACGCUGGUUUAUAAAUUAUGUCAAUAUAGCUUGCUACGAGAAGCUCUAGGCUAUGCCACGUAUGACUUUGCGAAACGGGAGUCUGAAGGUUCAUGGGAUCAUAGUGCAAUAAUUCUGUCAUUAGCUCAUGGAUUUGAAAAUGCAGGACAUAGUAUCACUGGAUUACAAUUUAGAGCACUAUUAAAUCGACAUGAACGAGUCGCUGCAGAGUUUAAAACCAUUGCAGCCAAAGCUAGACAAUGUCUCGACAAGUCAGAGUCUCUCCGACAACAGGUGUUGACGGGAAACGGCCUGACGUUGUCUGAUGUCCAUCAGAAUAUGGCCAACUCUAUAAAUGCUGAUUCCUAUGACGGACUGAUUGAGAGUAUAGAUGCUCUCAAGUCUCAAAAGCUAAAACCCAAUGCAGAUACUUUUGAACUCACUAUGGAUGCAUUUAGCAAUCUAAAUCAGCAUGAAACGAAUCUACAGCUAUAUCGACGUGCAAUAGAGUGGGGUAUAACACCUACUCCGAAACUACAGCAGUCAGUUAUACAAGCCUGUCUUCGACUGAAUCAGGUCGAAGCUGCCAUGGACCUGUUUGCAGCCGCCCGAGUCAACCCUUCGGAGCCACCAUACUUCGCUAUAAUUCAUGGAUUGCAGCUGCUUGGACGAUAUAAUACAGUAAAAAAAUUAAAUUACGACAUGCAAUCUCGACGCAUACCACGAUCUCCACGUAUAUAUAGCAGUCUGAUUCAUGCUCAUCAUCGUGCUCAUCAGUACAAAGCAGCUGUAGAUUGCUUUACGGAAGCCAGAAAUGAAGGCCUCGUGGACUCGCUCGUAUACAGUGCCAUUAUGUCGUGUCUCGUCAAUUCUGGUGAGGUAUCAAAAGCUUACAGUGUAUGGGAUGAUCUAGUAGCCAGCGAUAUUCCUAUAAGUGAUACUCACAUUGCCGCCAUGGUGAUCGGACUUCUUCGAUUGAAAAGGAUUGGUGAAGCCAGAGAGUUUGUAGCAGAGUGUACUGCAAAAGGUCGUGAUGUCGGGGAUAAGACCAUGUCCAACAUGCUCAGAUCUGUCAUACAUCAUGGUCAAUAUGAUAGGGCACGAGACAUGAUGAAGUCUAUGAUGACUGAGAGUGCACAAGUGUCGAGAUGGAUUGAUCCAUUUGUAGUGCACAGAGAACAAAGGACGGCUAGUAGUGAACACAGCAAAACCGUUAAACCAUCUCCUUUGCUCUCGAUGACGUCUCAGCUUUGGACAACGUAUUUAGAUUUAGCAAUAGGCAGUGGUGCUAAACCGAGCCCGGAAUAUACCGCCAAAAUGACACACGCCAUGAAGGUGUUUUCUACCCAUCUGUGUCAAAUCGCUAAUGUAUACAAUAUGCAGGUCCAACGGACGCAGUUUGUCAAUCUUCAGUUGGUCGAAGCUUGGACGGCUAUAAAAAGGUUACAAGGAACUGCAGAGAGAUUGGUUGACUUUAGAGCAAGCUUGCGGGAGGAACAAGCUGGACGCAGUGGCGAAGCUGGACGCAGCGGUAGAUAUCCUGGCUGGGUUAGAAACAAUUAUGGCAAAGUACAUGGUGCACUGGAUCAGACAUUGUCUAGCAGAAUGGAUGUAAUGUCUAAACUGGUCUUGACGGGGCUGCAACGUGAUGAAUCAGCUCUAGCUACACCCAAUCUUGGCACUAUCCGCAAAACGAUAGUAGACUCCCCACCGACUGAACGUAUUGGUCGUGUCCACGACCUUGAGCUGGCUGUGCCAAACACUUGCAAAGGCUCGUUGCUCGGUCUGGUAGAAUAUCCUCAUAGUCUUAAUAUGUAUGCAUAG
Messenger RNA from Synchytrium microbalum, 3345 nucleotides. RefSeq lists its product as uncharacterized. Gene Ontology annotation, biological process: proteolysis. NCBI's taxonomy places the organism in Eukaryota, Fungi, Chytridiomycota, Chytridiomycetes, Synchytriales, Synchytriaceae. The transcript has 6 exons. Gene Ontology annotation, molecular function: protein binding; cysteine-type peptidase activity. The coding region runs from base 1 to 3345 and encodes 1114 amino acids. The record is from RefSeq and is a predicted model, not a curated record.